ACCCCGAGCCGGGAGGAGGAAGCCGGCGUCCGACCCGUCAGCAGCCAGCGGCGGUGCGAGGGGCGGCGGCCGCGCUGCUGCCUGCGAGCCGGCCCGGCAGCCGGGCGGGCGGGGGGCGCCAUGAAGCUCUACAGCCUCAGCGUCCUCUACAAAGGCGAGCCCAAGGCCGUGCUGCUCAAAGCCGCGUACGACGUGUCCUCCUUCAGCUUCUUCCAGAGGUCCAGUGUUCAGGAAUUCAUGACCUUCACAAGUCAACUGAUUGUGGAGCGCUCAGCGAAAGGCAGCAGAGCUUCUGUGAAAGAACAAGAAUAUCUGUGCCAUGUCUACGUGCGAACUGACAGUCUUGCAGGAGUGGUCAUUGCUGACAGUGAAUAUCCAUCCCGUGUGGCUUUUACCCUGCUGGAGAAGGUACUGGACGAAUUCUCCCAGCAGGUCGACAGGACAGAGUGGCCAGUCGGAUGCCCUACUACCAUCCACUAUGCAGCCCUGGACGGUCACCUCAGUAGAUACCAGAACCCCCGAGAAGCUGACCCCAUGAGUAAAGUGCAGGCUGAACUAGAUGAGACCAAAAUCAUCCUGCACAACACCAUGGAGUCUUUGUUAGAGCGAGGAGAGAAGCUAGAUGACCUGGUGUCCAAAUCGGAAGUGCUGGGAACACAGUCUAAAGCCUUCUAUAAAACGGCCCGGAAACAAAACUCAUGCUGUGCAAUCAUGUGACGGCAGCCAUCAGAGGCCCCUGCACUGGAACAUCACUGUCAUUCACAUCAGAACUGCAGCCUCCAGAGAAGCAGAGCCGCCAUGGAAAGACCUGGAGUGGGGACAGACUCACAUUUUUCACUUUGGAGCUUCUAGGAGGAGCCAAGGGGUGGUGGAAGGGAUCUGGGGGUAGGGAACGUUCAAAUUCACAUGUCUAGCAAUUUUUGAAAAGAUCAUUUGAGGCCCCUAAAGGUGUAUUUUUGGGCCAAAUGAAACUAUAAACUCAGUGACUCCUGUA
Molecule: messenger RNA, 994 nt
Organism: Ceratotherium simum simum (southern white rhinoceros)
Lineage: Eukaryota; Metazoa; Chordata; Mammalia; Perissodactyla; Rhinocerotidae
Gene: YKT6
Product: YKT6 vesicular SNARE protein
Biological process (GO): endoplasmic reticulum to Golgi vesicle-mediated transport
Cellular component (GO): Golgi apparatus
Molecular function (GO): SNAP receptor activity
Source: RefSeq, a predicted model, not a curated record